AUGUGUUAUCGUUGUGGUCAGGAAGGGCACAAAACGCAGGAGUGCGCCAAGGACCCGCACUGCGCAGUCUGUAGCGCAAAGGGUCUGAAGGCGGCGCACAAAGCUGGCGGAGCUGCGUGCCCCAUGCCUUCAAAGAAGGCGAAGAGGAAGGCUGGACGCGAGGAGGCCCAGAAGCAGAGGACGCAACAGAAGGAAACUACAAGGAAUACAGAGGCCCCGCUGAACGACCUGGGCGAAGCCAUGGAAGUGGAGGCGCUCAUCCCUGUAGUUGUGGCUAGCACGGAGCCACAAGCGGCAACGAGAGAGGGUACAGGCCAGGAGGAGGCCUCUCAGCCGGCGCCUUCACGGCAUUAA
Vollenhovia emeryi is the source of this 354-nucleotide messenger RNA. RefSeq lists its product as uncharacterized. The transcript has a single exon. Gene Ontology annotation, molecular function: zinc ion binding; nucleic acid binding. Bases 1 to 354 code for a protein of 117 amino acids. The record is from RefSeq and is a predicted model, not a curated record. Lineage: Eukaryota; Metazoa; Arthropoda; Insecta; Hymenoptera; Formicidae.